Dibothriocephalus latus is the source of this 429-nucleotide messenger RNA. Lineage: Eukaryota; Metazoa; Platyhelminthes; Cestoda; Diphyllobothriidea; Diphyllobothriidae. The record is from the annotation of a GenBank genome assembly.
GCGUCCCACCGACAGGAAUCCAUUCCCUUCCUUGACAAUUCCUGGGUAGCCGCUAUCCAGAACAAGAGCCUAACUACCCCCGGCACCGUGAACAUUUUGUCCGCUCCAACCAAACGACGUCUCUUGGGCACUGAAACACUGUCUCCUAAUGGUUUUCUCCCCUUGCCAAGCGAAGAUUUGACCUCUGGUUAGCACCACGAUGCGCUGGAGCCCCUCAAACGCGAGCAGCUUUCGAGGUCGUACUAUCCGAGCCCCGAACGACAGUACUAUGGCCGUGGUCUGGCUGAACAGAAGAAACAUUUGUCCAAGUCCGCCGACUUUCAUAUUCUAAACAAAGUAAAGGACCAGAAAACACCCACGGAGGAACCAAAAAAACGUGCUUCCAUCGACGCUGUAUUAGAGGAAUACUCCGAGCAUGCUCGCAUGUAA